Abrus precatorius (Indian licorice) is the source of this 432-nucleotide messenger RNA. RefSeq lists its product as uncharacterized. The transcript has a single exon. The record is from RefSeq and is a predicted model, not a curated record. The coding region runs from base 1 to 432 and encodes 143 amino acids. NCBI's taxonomy places the organism in Eukaryota, Viridiplantae, Streptophyta, Magnoliopsida, Fabales, Fabaceae.
AUGGCCCAACUCCUCCGAGUGCAGAUCGCCAUCCUCUUCGCCCUCAUUGCGCUAACUGUCUUCGCCUCCGCAAGGCCUGGCCGGACUUUCAUCAUCUCAUUCUCCUUCCCCUCCAAUUCCUCCACUGUCGCCGGCUUCACCGAGAACCACUCCUUCAUCCCCAGACACACCGUCUCCGAUGGCGCCCCCUCCGCCUCCAACUUCACCUCAGUCCGCGACCGCAUCAAGGGCAUUCUCAGCAUCGUCGGUGGCUUCACCGACUCCUUCAUCCCCAGACACACCGUCUCCGAUGGCGCCCCCUCCGCCUACGACUUCACCUCCUUCCGCGACCGCAUCAAUGACAUUCUCAGCAUCCUCGCCGCCAUAUUUUUAGCCCUCGCCUGCGGCGCCUUCUCCAUCGGUAUCGUGUACAUGCUCGCGACAUUUUAUUAA